Habropoda laboriosa is the source of this 1652-nucleotide messenger RNA. It is a transcript of the gene IFT54, whose product is annotated as TRAF3-interacting protein 1. Gene Ontology annotation, molecular function: microtubule binding. Gene Ontology annotation, biological process: intraciliary transport; regulation of microtubule cytoskeleton organization; cilium assembly. Gene Ontology annotation, cellular component: intraciliary transport particle B; ciliary basal body; centrosome. Lineage: Eukaryota; Metazoa; Arthropoda; Insecta; Hymenoptera; Apidae. The record is from RefSeq and is a predicted model, not a curated record.
AAUUAACAAUGGCAGACGACGUGAAACCGGAAGUAAUUAAAAAAACUCAAGAUUUACUUGGAAAAUACUUUAAAAAACCACCGCUGACUGAAAAAUUAUUACGGAAACCUCCAUUCCGAUUUCUUCACGAUAUUGUAUCAGCUGUCAUAAAGGAAACUGGUUUUCUAGACGGUUUGUAUAGUGAGGAAGAAUUAAACUCAGAAAAUAUAAAAAACAAGGAGGCAAAACUUGCUUACUUAACAAAAUUGAUUGACGUCGUCAAACUAGCUACUGGCUUUAAUUUAACUGUAAGAGCUAGUAAGAUAAUCUCAGGUCAAGAACCAUGUAAAACAAAUGAGUUAUUACAAGCAAUUGGGAAAGCUUUAGACAAAAAGAAAAGCAGUGUGGAAGCUAUUGAACAAUAUAAAAAAAGUUUAGAAAAAGGUAAAUCUACUUCAAGAAGUAAGUCAUCUAUAGGAAAAGAUGAAAGAAGAGUAUCAUCAAAAGAGGUAUCUCAAAAAAGGAUUGCAACAGCUAAAGAAAAAUCUACAGAGCAAAAGAAAAGACUUUCUAAUGAAAGUAAUGCAGCAACAAAUGAAGUAGGAACACGUAAAAGUGGAAAGCAAGAAUCUCCAAAAACUACUGAAGUUACACAAAUUUCACAGGUUGAGNNGCCUCAAGAGAAAAUCCCUUCAUCUGCACAUAGAAAGAAAUCUUCAUCUGCUAAACCUAAACAGAGCACAUCCUCUACAUCAUUAUCUGAAACAGUACCCUUUCUGUCAGAUAAGAAAACAGAUGAGAGCAAGAGACAAAAGGAAUCUGAAAACAAAUCAAAGCAUACAGUGUAUGCUGAAAAUAAUGAAACACAAAAUGAAAUACUCAAUACAUCAGAAACUGUAUAUUCAGAAUCUAAACCUACAACAAUUACAAAAGAUAAUAAAAUCAUUGAAAGUACAGAAAAAGCAGAGCACAAGGAAAAUGAGAUAAAAAAUAAUGAAGGUUUCCUACAAAAUACUGAAAAAUCUGAUCAAUCAAUGACAGAAAUCCAAAAAUCUCAAUCAGAAAAUAAUGAUGUUAGUAUUUCACAAUCAAAUCCUAGACCAAAAACUUCUUUACGUCCUCCUACUUCAAGACCAAUUAGUGCCAGACCUGCAGCACCUAGAAUACGAGGAAAAGCAGAACUAAUAGUUAAUGAAGAGAUAUUGUUAUAUUUUUAAAUUACUUUUCCCAUGGGAAAUAUUAGCGUUAUCGUAGAAAAUUCUGAUCUUAAAGAUGAUGAUGCCGAAGAUAUGGUAGUUAUGGAAACUAAAGGUGGCAGCGAUUCUUUAGAAAAUAGUGGUACUUAUAAAGUUGAUGAUCAGUUAACACAAGAACAUGGACAUCUUGUUGCUCAAAUAUUAGAAACACAAAAAGAAUUAGUUAAUAAUGAUAAUGUAGAUGUGAUGCCUAAAAAAACAAACAUUGCAUGGGAUACAAGUUUAAAGCGCGACGUAGUUGCAAAGGAAAUUGACAAACUACGUAAUACGAUACAAACUUUAACUCGUGCAACUAAUCCACUUGGAAAAUUAUUAGACUACUUUCAGGAAGAUAUAGAAAUUAUGCAAAAGGAAUUAUUAGAUUGGCAAAAUCAAUAUCAACAAGUAAAUGAACAAUUAAAAAUAGAAAAAAUGUAA